Messenger RNA from Agelaius phoeniceus (red-winged blackbird), 5289 nucleotides. It is a transcript of the gene MMADHC, whose product is annotated as metabolism of cobalamin associated D. Gene Ontology annotation, cellular component: mitochondrion. NCBI's taxonomy places the organism in Eukaryota, Metazoa, Chordata, Aves, Passeriformes, Icteridae. Gene Ontology annotation, biological process: cobalamin metabolic process. The record is from RefSeq and is a predicted model, not a curated record.
UCCCGCUUCCUUCUCCCUUUUCCCGUUUCCUUCUCCCAUUUUCCCGUUUCCUGCUUCCUUCCCGUCAGCUGUUGCUGCCUUUCCGCGGCAGUGCCGCUCCUGGAACGCUGGGAGGUCGUGCGGGGUGUGAGGGGGCUCCGGGGCUGAGGAGUUCAGCGCUUUCUUUUCCCUUUCCUUUUCUCUUUCCUCUUCCCUUCCUUUUCCUCGUUCCCUUUCUGUUCUCUGCCCUCUUCCCUUCUCUUUUGCAGGGGUGUCCGGGCCUGUCAGCGCGGGGAGAGCAGCGUCUGCCAUGGCCAAUGUGCUCUGUACCAGAGCAAGGUUGGUCACCUACCUGCCAGGCUUUUAUUCCUUGCUCAGGAGAGUGGGGAAUGCCAAAGCUUUUUCCACUGCAGGAUCCUCGGGCUCAGAUGAGCCUCACGUGGCUGCUGCACCUCCUGAUUUAUCUCCCAGGACGGUGUGGCCGGACGAGCUGAUGGGUCCCUUCGGGCCGCAGGACCAGCGCUUCCAGCUGCCGGGGCACAUGGGCUUCGGCUGCCACCUGCACGGCACCGCCCCCCAGAGAGCCCGGCCCGCCCCCAGCCUGCCCGACCUCCUGGCCGAGCCCUCGGCCGGCGACAGGCACGAGUUUGUCAUGGCCCAGUGCAUCAGCGAGUUCCAGGGUUCUGAUGCUCCCCAGAAGCAGCAGAUCAAUAAUGCUGAGACCUACUUUGAAAAUGCCAAGGUGGAAUGUGCAGUGCAAGCCUGUCCUGAGCUGCUGAGAAAAGAUUUCCAGUCGCUGUUCCCGGAGGUGAGGCCCAAGCGCCUGACCGUGCUCACCGUCACCCAGAGGAGCCAGCACGACAUGAGCGUGUGGAGCCAGGAGGUGGAGGAGGAGAGGGAGAUGCUCCUGGAAAAUUUCAUCAAUGGUGCCAAGGAAAUCUGCUAUGCAAUUUCUGCUGAGGGCUACUGGGCUGAUUUCAUUGAUCCAUCCUCAGGACUGGCAUUUUUCGGGCCUUACAGCAACCGCCCCCUGCUGGAGACCGACGAGCGCUACCGGCACUUGGGCUUUGCCGUGGACGACCUGGGCUGCUGCAAAGUGAUCCGGCACCACCUGUGGGGCACCCACGUGCUCGUGGGCAGCAUCUUCACCAAUGCUGAGCCCGACAGCCCCGUCAUGAGGAGGCUCAGUGGCUGCUGAGCCUGACAGCCCCGUCAUGAGGAGGCUCAGUGGCUGCUGAGCCCAACAGCCCCGUCAUGAGGAGGCUCAGUGGCUGCUGAGCCCGACAGCCCCGUCAUGAGGAGGCUCAGUGGCUGCUGAGCCCAACAGCCCCGUCAUGAGGAGGCUCAGUGGCUGCUGAGCCCGACAGCCCCGUCAUGAGGAGGCUCAGUGGCUGCUGAGCUCCCUCAGCCCCAUCAUGAGGAGGCUCAGUGGCUGCUGAGCCUGACAGCCCCGUCAUGAGGAGGCUCAGUGGCUGCUGAGCCCAACAGCCCCGUCAUGAGGAGGCUCAGUGGCUGCUGAGCCUGACAGCCCCGUCAUGAGGAGGCUCAGUGGCUGCUGAGCUCCCUCAGCCCCGUCAUGAGGAGGCUCAGUGGCUGCUGAGCCCGACAGCCCCGUCAUGAGGAGGCUCAGUGGCUGCUGAGCCCGACAGCCCCGUCAUGAGGAGGCUCAGUGGCUGCUGAGCCUGACAGCCCCGUCAUGAGGAGGCUCAGUGGCUGCUGAGCUCCCUCAGCCCCGUCAUGAGGAGGCUCAGUGGCUGCUGAGCCCGACAGCCCCGUCAUGAGGAGGCUCAGUGGCUGCUGAGCCCGACAGCCCCGUCAUGAGGAGGCUCAGUGGCUGCUGAGCCUGACAGCCCCGUCAUGAGGAGGCUCAGUGGCUGCUGAGCUCCCUCAGCCCCGUCAUGAGGAGGCUCAGUGGCUGCUGAGCCUGACAGCCCCGUCAUGAGGAGGCUCAGUGGCUGCUGAGCUCCCUCAGCCCCGUCAUGAGGAGGCUCAGUGGCUGCUGAGCUCCCUCAGCCCCGUCAUGAGGAGGCUCAGUGGCUGCUGAGCUCCCUCAGCCCCAUCAUGAGGAGGCUCAGUGGCUGCUGAGCCCGACAGCCCCGUCAUGAGGAGGCUCAGUGGCUGCUGAGCUCCCUCAGCCCCAUCAUGAGGAGGCUCAGUGGCUGCUGAGCUCCCUCAGCCCCGUCAUGAGGAGGCUCAGUGGCUGCUGAGCUCCCUCAGCCCCGUCAUGAGGAGGCUCAGUGGCUGCUGAGCUCCCUCAGCCCCGUCAUGAGGAGGCUCAGUGGCUGCUGAGCUCCCUCAGCCCCGUCAUGAGGAGGCUCAGUGGCUGCUGAGCCUGACAGCCCCGUCAUGAGGAGGCUCAGUGGCUGCUGAGCUCCCUCAGCCCCGUCAUGAGGAGGCUCAGUGGCUGCUGAGCCUGACAGCCCCGUCAUGAGGAGGCUCAGUGGCUGCUGAGCUCCCUCAGCCCCAUCAUGAGGAGGCUCAGUGGCUGCUGAGCCCGACAGCCCCGUCAUGAGGAGGCUCAGUGGCUGCUGAGCCCUCCCUGCAGCUCCCUCAGCCUCCUGCCCCAUCUUGGGAUGGAGUUCUUGGCUGAUCCUCCCUCGGUAUGGCCAGGGCUUGCUCACUUCCAAGUGUUCUUAGAGAAUAAAAGUAGCUGGUAUUUAUUUCUAGGCUUUUGGGAAUGUGUGUUCACCACGUGUGGCUUUGGAAUAUGGAUGGACAGUGGUGAGAAUCAAAGGAGGGAUCGUUUCCUUUUGAAAUUCUCCAUUUUCUCUUACAUCAAGCAGUGAAAUAACUGCUGAGGAAUAGGGAUGGACAGCGUUGAGAAUCAGAGGAGGGAUCGUUGCCUUUUGAAAUUCUCAGUCUUCUCUUACGUCAGCAGUGAAAUAAUUGCUGAGGAAUAGGGAUGGACAGCAUUGAGAAUCAGAGGAGGGAUCAUUUCCUUUUGAAAUUCUCCAUCUUCUCUUACCUCAGCGGUUCUUUCACUGCUUGAUGUAGUGCUUAGAAUCCUCUGAAAAUGCCACUGAAAUUCCCAACAAAUCUGCCAUUCCUGAAAUUAGGAACUGGCAAAAAAAAACACAGAAUGAGUCAUAAAAUUGUUCUCCCAGAAUACAGAACUUAAUAAAAUCUGGGCUAAUCACUCAUUUGCUGUUGGAAAAUGAGAAUGAGGUCAACUUCCAGUGGUCUCCAACUCAUCCAGAGACUCCAUAAAAACUCCUUAAUUACCUUGGAAUUACUCAUCUCUUACUGUUUUUUGUCUUCAUGGUGCUUGGGAUUUAUUUUCUCAGUAUUAGCUAAAUAUAUUUAAUUAGUUUAUAUACCUAAAUGUAAUUUAAAGUUGCUUUUGUAACUUUCUUAGGUCAUUAAAUACAAGAAAAAAAAAGAGAUAAUAGGGCAAUGCUUGGAUCUCAUCAUUGUUUUCCUGGACUUGGAUGCAAUUUAGAUUUGCCUCUGGAAUUUGGAAAUUAGUUAGGAUCAGUUAUUGCAAUUAGAGAUGUUUCAACAGGAAGGUUCCAGGCUCCCCAGGUCUUACAAAAACACUCAGUCAAUGGUGGGAGCAGCAGGGCAGGAAUUCCAAGGCUCCUGAAACCCCUGGAAUUUCAGUGCCUUGCACUUUGGCUCAGGGGCUGAAGCAAUAAAGGAGAUUUGGAUCCCAUCCCAGGCAGUGUGGGGCCAUUUUUAUGGAGCAGUGGGAACCUCUCAGGCUUUAUUCCAUGGGAAUGUGCAGCAGCUCAGGAUCCAGGGAUUUUACCUCAACCUUUGUUGUUAUCCUGGGAUAACAGUUUGGGACCCUUUUUUAUGGAGCAGUGGGAACCUUUCAGGCUUUAUUUCACAGGAAUGUGCAGCAGCUCAGUGUGGCUGAGGAUCCAGGGAUUUUAACUUGAUCUUUGGAGCCAUUUUCAUGGAGCAAUGGGAAUCCAGGCUUUAUUCCAGCUCAGUCUGGGUGAGGAUCCAGGGAUUUUACCUCGACCUUUGGUGUUCUCCCAGAAAGUUUGGGACCCUUUUUAUGGAGCAGUGGAAUCCUUCAAGCUUAAUUCCACAGAAAUGUGCAGCAGCUCAGUGUGGGUGAGGAUCCAGGGAUUUUAACUUGCUCUUUGCUGUUAUCCCAGGCACUUCUGGAGCCAUUUUCAUGGAGCAAAGAGAAUCCAGGCUUUAUUCCAGCUCAGUGUGGCUCAGGAUCCAGGGAUUUUAACUUGAUCUUUGGUGUUAUCCCAGGCACUUUGGAGCCAUUUUUAUGGAACAGUGGGAAUCCUUCAGGCUUUAUUCCACAGAAAUGUGCAGCAGCUCAGUGUGGGUGAGGAUCCAGGGAUUUGAACUUGAUCUUUAUUGUUAUCCUGGGGUAACAGUUUAGGACCCAUGUUUCCUGGAGCAGUGGGAAUCCUUCAAACUUUAUUCCAUGGGAAUGUGCAGCAGCUCAGUGUGGCUGAGGAUCCAGGGAUUUUACCUUGAUCUUUGGUGUUAUCCCAGAAAGUUUGGGACCCUUUUUAUGGAGCAGUGGGAAUCCUUCAGGCUUAAUUCCACAGGAAUGUGCAGCAGCUCAGUGUGGGUGAGGAUCCAAGGAUUUUAACUUGAUCUUUGCUGUUAUCCCAGGCACUUUUGGAGCCCUUUUUAUGGAGCAAAGAGAAUCCAGGCUUUAUUCCAGCUUAAUGUGGGUGAGAAUCCAGGGAUUUUAACUUGAUCUUUGGAGCCAUUUUCAAGGAGCAAAGAGAAUCCAGGCUUUAUUCCAGCUCAGUGUGGGUGAGGAUCCAGGGAUUUUAACUUGAUCUUUGCUGUUAUCCCAGGCAGUUUGGGACCCUUUUUAUGGAGCAGUGGGAAUCCUUCAGGCUUAAUUCCAUGGGAAUGUGCCAGCAGCUCAGUGUGGGUGAGGAUCCAGGGAUUUUAACUUGAUCUUUGGAGCCAUUUUCACAGAGCAAUGAGAAUCCAGGCUUUAUUCCAGCUCAGUGUGGCUGAGGAUCCAGGGAUUUUCCCUUGCCCUUUGCUGUUAUCCCAGUGUUUUCCAACCCCAUGGAUUCCAGACCUGGCCCAGGCUCUAAGCCAGGCCCAGCAAGGCUUUCCUGGCUUUAGGAGCAGCUCCUGGAGCAAGUGCCCCUCUCUGGCCCUGUCACCUGCCCUUCAUGGCCUGGCUGCAUCACAGACAGGGCUGGCAGCUGUUCCCAAAGUUCCCAUUCCCAAUUCCUGCCAUGGAAUUUGUGCUGUGACUCCAGAGCCCAGCCCUGACUGCUGCUCUCCAUAAAAUCUCUGUUACUCCAAGGAUUUUAUUCCUAUUUUUUUUUUGUUUCCUUCUUAAGAAGAUUAAAGAAGUUGAGAACUGCA